Molecule: messenger RNA, 1445 nt
Organism: Triticum urartu
Lineage: Eukaryota; Viridiplantae; Streptophyta; Magnoliopsida; Poales; Poaceae
Source: RefSeq, a predicted model, not a curated record
AUGGAGCUUGACACACACGCUCUCGCCCUCCUCCCGCUGGUGCUUGCCUCGCUGGCGAUGUUCCUCCAGCCUGCCGUUGCAACCCAUGGCAUGCCACGCCCCAGCGGAGGCUUCAGCCUGCGCCUGGUGCCCAGCGCCGGCUGGAACAGCACCAUGCACGUCGACGGCGGCGGCUUCCUGCACCUCAACGAGCAGGCAGCCACCACUGCGCUUCGGCCGCAUUUCCACGGGCCGAGAGGGCUGACAUACAGCGUGGCCACCACCGUCGGGACGGGCCGCGGCCGCCGCACCUACGACCUGGUGCUGGACACGGUCAGCAGCCUGACAUGGAUGCAGUGCUUGCCGAUUGCGCAUCCGUUCCCACAGAUGCCGCCGCCCUUCAACCCGGAGGUCUCGACGUCGUUCAGACGCGUCCCGCACGGGAGCGACCUGUGUCAUAAGCCAUCCAGGGGCAACGAUUGCGAGUUCCGGGCCACUCGCCUCGACGGCGCGCACGCGAGCGGUGUGCUCGGCAUCGAGACCUUCGCCUUCGCGGACGAUGGCGGGCGCGCCGCAGCCGCGGAGGUUGGUGUAGUACUAGCCGGCGUCCUCGGCCUGGGGAAGCAGAUGCCGUCUCUCAUCUGGACUCGGCUCCGCCAGCACCGGCAGGACGGCCGCUUCUCCUACUGCCUCUUCGGCCCCACGCGUCCGGAGAGGCACGGCUUCCUCCGGUUCGGCGCCGAUGUCCCGGCCACCGGCCACAUGAAGAGCACCAACAUCCUCUACAUGCGCUGGACCAGCCCGGAUUUCAGCGCCUACUUCGUGAAACUCCUCGGAGUCAGCGUCGCCGGCAAGCGCCUGGUCGGGCCACCUGGACGCCGCAUGAGCGAAUUAUUCCAGCGCCACAAGUCGGGCGGUAGGUGGUACGGCGGGUGCCUGAUCGAUCCCGGGACGGGCAGGACGACGAUGACGCAGCUCGCGUACAACGUCCUGGAGCACGCCGUGGAGGAGCACGUCAAGAGACUGGGGAUGCCGCUUGUGAGGCGCCACGGGUAUCGCCUGUGCUUCAGCGGCGCGACUCAGGCCGCCUUCCCGCACCUGCCGACGAUGACGCUGCACUUCGAGGAGGGCGGGGAGGAGGACGGUGACCUCGUGAUAAGGCCGCAACAACUCUUCGUCUUCGUUCAGCGCGACAUCUGCCUCGCCGUGGUGCCGAGCGAGCACAUGACCAUCAUCGGCGCGAUGCAGCAGGUGGACACGCGCUUCGUCUAUGACAUCACAGCCGGCAAGAUCCACUUCGCUCCCGAGAGAUGCAGCGACGAUACAGGCGGCCCCAACUGAACUAGGAUGUGGGCUUCCAGUAAUCCCUAAUUAAUGGGGCAGUAAUCUGCGUCGGUGCGCCGGCCGAAAGUUUCAGCCUGUCGCACCGCAGCCGCCCGAUGCAUGUGCGCACAGCCGUCGGAUUG